Molecule: messenger RNA, 3313 nt
Organism: Heterobilharzia americana
Lineage: Eukaryota; Metazoa; Platyhelminthes; Trematoda; Strigeidida; Schistosomatidae
Source: the annotation of a GenBank genome assembly
AGUUAAACUAUCAAGGUCAGCACCAAUGUUGAAUCUUGUCAAACGCAAGGCAAUUGAUCCUAGAGGAGUGUGACGCUACAACAUGAAGUUGAUGAUUGUAAGAGAAGAGAAGAUGCUGGAGGUAGCCAUACGUCACAUACCUGUGCAUCUAUGGUUGUUACAGAGUGGUGUUGACAACAAAUGCUUGUCAGUAAAGUGUGGCAAAAAAUGUAUCUCAUUCAUAUCAUCAAGCAUUGUCCUCGUUAUUUAACCAUCUCAUCUAAUAUAACUUACUUGUCAAGCUUCAAGCUUCUGGGCGCGUGCAGCUUUUGUCUGCCACAUUGAGGGUGGUUCUUGAAGCGUGUGAACUGAUCACCUCAGUUCAAGAAUUAUUAGGUAUUUUAGCUGGGAAUCUGUCAAUCGAUUAGAGAGGAGUGUGCAUGUCUGGAAGAGGAAAACUUCCUUUGAGGUUGCAGAGGUCUUACCAGGUAGCCACCUGAGACACCUAUCCGUUUAGCAAGAGAUUAAAUGUUUUAUUCAUUCUGGCCAAAGAGAUAUUGAAAAUUGGUAAGACUGGAAACUAAGCGUCUGCAUUUUGAAAGUGAGGAGAGUUCAAGGUCUAGAACUAGACGCGAGAGAUCAAAAACUACCAGUUUUCUACGCUCGCACUAUCAAUAUUGGAUAUUGGAAGGUCUCAUCUAGGCGCCUGACUACAUUAAUUUCUGAUGUCUAUUGAUUUAAAUACUAAUGGACAGGCCCUUGGCUCUGCUGUUAACUGUGUGCUGGAUGGAAAAUGUUCAUGGAUCAUUUUCGGGUAUAUGGGGCUAACGUACACACUCGAUGUAAAAAAUCAAGGACAUGAUGUGAAGGAGUUUGUGAAUGGAUUCUGCGAUGGAAGAGUCCUUUAUGGCUUUGUUCGUGUUGUUGUAGAUUCCGCACCUGCAAAAUUUGUAUUGAUAGCAUGGCAAGGAGAAGGAUCAUCCGAAAGUUUCAAAAUGGCUUAUACAAGACAUGUUGACACUGUGAAACGGCUAUGUCGAACAGUCCAUCUCACAAUUCAAGCCAGAAGUGAAACAGAUUUAGAUUGGUGUGAAAUUGUUGCAAAAGUACGCAGUCUUACCGGAACUGUUUGUAGCACUCGAGGGGUUAAUUCCAAUGAUUCAGAAGAUGAUUUCAUACCUAAGGGUUCUGUGUAUGAACGUGCAAAUCCAAAUCAAGAUAUUCCAAAAGGUUGUGUAUCACGAAGCGUUUGGCAGUCAUAUCAGCAGAAACAGUUACAACAACAAGAUUCAUCGAAAGCAGUAUCUCCUUUACAAAAAUCAAAACCACUCGGUUUUAUCCGCCCUAUUUGUCAACCGGAGACGAGUCAUAAUCAUAAUGGUGAUAAAAAUAAUGGUAAUCAUUUGGAGUCUGAAAAUCGUCCACAUAAUCUCAAGCAAGCACCACAAAAUGAAGUGACAACAACAAUUAAAAAUCGUAUUAAAGCUUUGGAGUCUAAGUUACCUUCAACUGAUGGGACAUCUGGUUAUCGGAAAGUUGAUCCUAGAGCAGAAAUCAUGCUCGCUAGACAACUAUCGAAUUCAACAUCUUUGGAUGAUAAGGAAGAUGAUACAACUCAUGUGGGGGCAUGCUAUAAGAAACAAGAUCCCAGAUCUGAAAUUUUGGCAGCUCGCGCAUAUAAGCAAGCUCAUCAAUCAGUGUUUCAGAGCAUUGAACCUAUAGGUGCUAACUAUAAACGACCAGACUUUGAAGCUGAAAUUCGCGCUGCACGAUCUACUGGUAUCAGUGUACCUAAAUCGGACACAUUACCAUUGACAACUACAAAAGCUGUAAACGCUAAUGGUUCAUCAAAUCAAAGUUCUGUCGGUGUAUCACGGUCAUCACAGAACAACCUCAACCAGCCGUCGUUACAGCAACAAAAGUGCUUACCAUCAUCUCCUCUUUCAUUAUCUCCAGUUGCACAUAUUUCAAAUAAUCAGUCACAUUUUGUCAGUGCUAAACACAUGAACAACAAUAGCAACAAUCAUAGCCAUAAUCGGAGCUCAGUUUCACGUCAAAAUUCAGUGGAGACGCUUCUGUCACCAUGUUUACCGUCGGCGCCAGGUAGUGGAGUGCACCAUAAUGCUAAGAAUAAUCAAGGUCUAAAAGCGGUGUGUUUGUAUGACUAUAUGGCUAAUGAAGAAGAUGAAAUAUCCUUUCACGUGGGCGAUGAAAUAGUUCGAAUUGAACAAAUCGAUGAAGGUUGGUGGCUUGGUCAAAAUGCUGAGGGACAAUUCGGACUAUUUCCUGCAAAUUAUGUAGGAUUAUUAGCGUAAGAUAAAAUGGAUAAAAAGAGCGAAACCAUUUACAAAAUUAACAUGUGGAUACACUCACUGCCUUUUUUCUCCUGCAUGCAUAUGUGUGCUUUAUUCAGCAAGAAACACAACUGAUCUCAUUCUUUUCAUUUCAACAGAAGUAAUUCACUGGUAUAAAGGCAAUGUCAUGACUAAUUUUUCCAUUUCUUUCCCAGUUGUAUAACCUUAAACACAUCAGUGGAGAUUUCCAUACAACAUUGAUUAGUCUGAUGUCUUUUCGCUUUUUUUGCCUUCUAUGGUUUCAACUUAUUCAGUAAUUAAUUUUUACUAGUGUGUUGUUCAAUAUCUUUGAUCAGUCGUUCUGCAGUGAACUUUAUUUAUGCAUAUUUCAAAUACGAAGAAAUUUACAUUACAAAGUUUUCUUCUGAUCAACUGAUAAGCAUGAGAAUGGUGAUAUGUUGUUAGCUUUGACUUACUUUUUUAAUCGGAAUGUUUUAUAACUUGUACACAGUUUUUAUCUACUAUGCAUCAAUAACUUUCUCACUUUUUUCCUACUAGGCAAUUUUUUGUUUUUAUCAGAAUCUGAUAUUUAUUGGUAAUACCGCAUAGCAAUUUUUUAUCACUGUUAUUACCACUGCUAUCAUUCAUUAUCGAUAUCUGAUGAUUGGAUUAAUUAAGACGUGGUGCUUUUGUUUUUUUUCUCGAAAUAACCGUUGCAUAUAAAAGAAAUUCUCAUCGUCAACCGAUUAAAUUUGGAGAGACAUUUCCGUUUGCAGUAAUUACAUUGUAAGAGUUAAAAUAGACUGUCACCCAGGUAGUAGUUUGCACAGUAGUCAUUGAUCACAACGAUGAAUAUUUCUACCAAAUGAUCAUUUGUCAGGAAUGAUUUGUUUAUUGUAAUUAGGGCCUCACAGAGAAACCGUAAUAAUAGAAGAAUAUACAUUAGUAGCUAUCGCACCUCAGUGGCCUAGUGCAUCACGCUUUGGCAUUCCAAGCGAUGGAUACGAGGUUCGAGUCUCAGUGGGGACAUCAUGCACCGG